AAAUUCUCCCUACCCUGUUUCUAAUUUUGAGAGAGAGAGGGAAGUUGAACUUAUUUGGUGUAAUAGAGCAGACCUUUAUGAGCUUUGUUAAGUGUGUGGGUCUGUGUGGGAGAAAAAUGAAUUUCAGUUAGGAGAAUCACUCAAGUACCAUCACGUGGAAUUCGGAGACUCUCAGCUGUGUGGUCCUGCCAUGAUUUUUCCUGUACUUAUUAUUCUUAAGAAGGGAAAGGGACAUUAUUGCAAGGCUUCCUAUGUAUGCUAGAGCGGUGCAACAAGCCUAUAUGCUGAUGAAUCGUUGGAAUGAAUAGACAAAAGGAAAAGCUGCUUUUCUAGAAACAAUUUUGACAAAAGUGACUGUCAGUGUUCAUGGUACAUGUUGAAGAUCCAUAAAUAUAGACCAGUCUGUUUAACCUUUGGACUUAGCAGUUAAUGUUUCACUAAUUAACAGUGUGCUUGUACGACCCUCUAGCCCUAUCUGCUGAAGUGAGGAGAUAUAAAGACGCAGAAAUUUUUUUGCCACACAUUCUACCAGCACCAUGGGCAAGGGAUUUUAUGUCAGCAAGCUAGUAUUAGCUGUUGGCAUCAUAUUUGCGGUGGCUGCCGUGUCUACUAUCAUAGCCCUUGCAGUUGUUUACUCUCAAGAAAAAGGCAAAAAUAAUGAUGUUGCGAAGCCACCUGAAACAACUACAUCUAGCUCAGGCACAUCAACAGCCACCACAACUACCACCGCAACUGCCACCGCAACUGCCACCACUGCUCAAUCCAAUGACCCUUGGAACAAGUAUCGACUUCCAAAAACAUUGUCACCAGUUCAUUAUGAUGUUGAGCUUCAGCCAUUCUUGGUGAAAAAUGCAGAUGGUCUUUACGUGUUCCGUGGCAAAAGUACUGCCUUCUUUAUAUGCAACGAUGCCACUGAUCUCAUUAUAAUCCACAGCAACAAACUUAACCACACCAAAUUCAAUAGCUUUGAUGCCAAAUUACAGGAUGGUGCCACAGACGUAGCUUUGAAAAGCACAUUCUUUCAGAAAGACAAGCAGUUCUUGGUGGUACAGGCUGCUGCGAAUCUGGUGCCUGGGAAACAGUAUGGUCUAUACACAGAGUUUGUUGGGGAGCUUGCUGAUGACCUGGCUGGAUUUUACAGAAGUGAAUAUCUUGAAGACGGUGUAACCAAGAUCAUUGCGACAACUCAGAUGCAAGCUCCUGAUGCGAGGAAAGCCUUCCCCUGCUUUGAUGAGCCAGCAAUGAAAGCCACUUUCAACAUCACCCUUAAGUACAGGCAGCCUUACAAGGCCAUGUCCAACAUGCGAGAAAUCGAUCGAAGCACUGUAACUGAAGAUGGACAACAAUGGACAGUCUCAAAGUUUGACAAAACUCCAAAGAUGUCCUCAUAUCUGGUGGCAUUCAUAGUGUCCGAAUUUGAGGCAGUUGGGGAUCCUGGCAAUGCUACUGUUACUGGGGUACAGAUCUGGGGUCGUAAAAAAGCCAUUCAGGACGAGAACCAAGGGGAAUACGCUCUCAGUGUUACAAAGCCUAUUCUUGAUUUUUUUGCGGAAUAUUAUCGAACCCCCUACCCUCUGCCAAAAUCAGAUCAGGUAGCGCUGCCGGAUUUUAGUGCAGGAGCCAUGGAAAACUGGGGACUGGUGACAUACAGAGAGACAGCCCUGCUAUUCGACGAUCAAGUAUCAUCCAUUGGGAAUAAGGAGAGAGUAGUCACAGUAAUAGCCCAUGAGCUUGCCCAUCAGUGGUUUGGAAACCUGGUAACCAUACGAUGGUGGAAUGAUCUAUGGCUGAAUGAAGGCUUCGCCUCCUAUGUUGAAUAUUUGGGUGCUGACAAAGCUGAGCCUAACUGGAACAUAAAAGACUUGAUAGUGCUAAAUGAUGUGCACAGAGUCAUGGCUGUCGAUGCACUGGCUUCCUCCCACCCCCUCACAUCAAGAGAAGAUGAAGUGAACUCACCCUCUGAGAUUAGUGCACUUUUUGACUCCAUUGCUUACAGCAAGGGUGCCUCUGUUAUCCGAAUGUUGUCAGAAUUUCUCACAGAGCCUCUGUUUGUUGAUGGACUGGCGAGUUACCUGAAAGGGUUUGAAUACAGCAACACUGUAUAUAGUGACCUUUGGACACAUCUGCAAUGGGCUGUAAAUAAUCAAACUGCAGUGAAACUUCCGCUGCCCAUCAAAGAUAUUAUGGAUACUUGGGUCCUACAAAUGGGAUUCCCAGUGGUGAAAAUAGACACAGCAACUGGAGUGGUUACCCAGAAACACUUCCUGCUGGAUCCGGACUCAGUGGUCACGCGGCCAUCACCAUUUGAUUACAAAUGGAAGGUACCAAUUAGUUAUAAAAUAUCCUCCAAAGAAGACAACAUAUGGCUACAAAAUGAAUCAGAAACCGUUGAAGAUUUUAAAAUAACUGGAAAUGACUGGCUUCUGGUAAACCUAAAUGUCACUGGAUAUUACAGAGUAAACUAUGAUGACAACAACUGGAGCCGCCUACUAAACCAGCUGCAGACCAGUCACCAAGCAAUUCCUGUUAUUAACCGUGCCCAGAUCAUUGAUGAUGCCUUUAAUUUAGCCAGGGCAAAACAAAUAACCACAAUACAAGCGCUGGAUACCACUAAAUAUAUCUCUGCAGAUAGAGAGUACAUGCCAUGGCAAGCAGCUCUGAGCGGUCUGAGUUACUUUACACAGAUGUUUGAUCGCACGGAAGUCUUUGGACCCAUGAAGAAAUACAUGAAAAUGCAAGUUAACCCACUGUUUGAAUAUUUUAAGCAAGAAACAGGCAACUGGACAAACAGACCAGUAUCUCUAACUGAUCAGUAUUGUGAAAUAAACACUCUCAGCACUGCAUGUAGCUAUGACAUUGAGGAUUGCUUGAAGUUUGCCUCUGAACUCUUCAGUCAAUGGAUGGCCACCCCACAGCAAAACAAUAUCCAUCCAAAUUUGAGGACAAAUGUUUACUGCACGGCCGUAGCACAGGGAGGAGAACAGGAGUGGAAUUUUGUGUGGGAUAGAUUUCAGUUAACAGAUAUUGCACAAGAACAAGACAAACUGAGAGCAGCUCUAGCCUGCAGCAAGGAGCCAUGGAUCCUCAACAGGUUUCUGGAAUACUCCUUGGAUCCAACAAUGAUUCGCAGACAAGAUGCCGUCUCCACCAUCAGCAGUGUUGUAAAUAACCCAAUAGGACAAAGUCUUGCCUGGGACUUUGUUAGAGCCAAAUGGAAGACACUGUAUUCUAUGUUUGGAGAGUCCUCUUUCUCUUUCGGUAACUUGAUUGAGAGGGUGACACGGAGAUUCUCUACUGAAUUUGAAUUGCAGCAGCUGCUGCAGUUUAAGGCUGACAACCAGAAUCCUGGCUUUGGAACAGCAUCACAGGCACUGGAACAAGCCAUUGAAAAAACCAAAGCAAACAUCAACUGGGUAAACCAAAACAAAGCGGCAGUAAAGAAAUGGUUUGAGGAUGCCGUAGUGCCUUAAAGAAGCCCUUUGGAAAGGCCAGGUUACCUGCCUGCUCUGUCUCCUGUUGGAACAGUUUCAUCUCCCCAAUAGGUUUCUCACACUAUGCGCCAGAUGCCUUAACUCCCGACAUGCUGGGAGGAUGAAAUGUGGCCAAUUCUGCGGCAUGCUUCUUUUGCACAUAACUAUAUUCCCACUUUCUUGGGCUUCUGUGAAAGAACUUUGACUAUUGACUGAGAAGCUCAUAUACAAUCUGAUAGGAAAUGCUUUAAACACCAAUGGCAAGAAAUUGACUUUGCUCAGGGUUUCACUUGUUAUAUUUCAAAAAUUCCAUGACCAGUUGCAGGCCUUCAGCUUCCACUGCCCACUGCCAACUUCUCCCAAGAGUUAACAGCAGCUGGAAAUCCUAAAUUCCACUUGAAAUGCCUUAAACUUGUGUCACAUGUCUUGGCACCUCAGCCUUCUCAGUUAAACCUGUGGCAGCAACUUCACUAUCCCUUCCCAUUUUAAUUAAUAAGCAUUGCAAGGAUGGCACACAGACUAUCCCAUCAUUGGCUAAAACACUCCUAUCCAUGUGAACAACAAAAUGCUGCAUCAGUAAAGGAGCAGAUAUCUUACAGCAUUUAUUUAUAGUUGUCCGAUCUCUAUGUAAAUCUCUUUGUAAAUAAUAAAGUAUAGACUUUCCGUACAAUGCUAAGUUAAGUACCUGGGAAAUGCAAUCAAAUGUCUGUUUCUUGUUGUGCAAAAUCUAAGAAUAAAAUUGGAUAUGGAGAAAAGAAA
Messenger RNA from Xenopus tropicalis (tropical clawed frog), 4229 nucleotides. RefSeq names its product alanyl aminopeptidase, membrane (gene anpep). Bases 537 to 3470 code for a protein of 977 amino acids. Gene Ontology annotation, molecular function: metallopeptidase activity; zinc ion binding; alanyl aminopeptidase activity. The transcript has 21 exons. NCBI's taxonomy places the organism in Eukaryota, Metazoa, Chordata, Amphibia, Anura, Pipidae. Gene Ontology annotation, biological process: proteolysis. The record is from RefSeq and is a predicted model, not a curated record. Gene Ontology annotation, cellular component: plasma membrane.